Messenger RNA from Saccharomyces eubayanus, 1992 nucleotides. It is a transcript of the gene RMD8, whose product is annotated as Rmd8p. Bases 1 to 1992 code for a protein of 663 amino acids. The record is from RefSeq and is a predicted model, not a curated record. The transcript has a single exon. Lineage: Eukaryota; Fungi; Ascomycota; Saccharomycetes; Saccharomycetales; Saccharomycetaceae.
AUGAGUUACAAGGCGAAUCAGCCAUCUCCUGGGGAGAUGCCUAAAAGGUCACCGUCCAUCCUGGUGACGGAUGCAAGAUCAUCCAAGAAUAGAAUAAGUGCACCGUUUGCUGGCCAUGCUGCCGGAAGCAGAAAGAGUAUGGAAAACAAGAACGUGGAGAGAUCGCAGGGCAUUCGCUCUUCCAAUGUAGGGCCUUCGCCAAUGAUGAAACCCGCACAUUCAAGAAGGCGAUCCUCUGGUAGAUUUAGCGAUAUUUCUAUAGACAAUAUUCUUUCUGACAAUUCAGAAAUUCCCUCCGCCAGAAGGGAGGAACGACUCUCCAGCUCGUCAAGUGAUAGACCUCGAUACUACGAACGUCUAAAUUCACGCAGAAAAAUGAUCAAUCCCUUACCUCCAAGAACAUCUAAGACAUCGCAAAAAUUAGUACUGAUACCCGAAGAAGAUGAUUUAAACCAAUUUCGAAACACGCCGCACAAUGCUUUGGACAGACAAAGACCGAAGGUGGGUUCUAUGAAGUCUAGCUCUCAUGACCGAUUGCCCCGUCAUUUGAGAGAGAAACCCAUGGCAAGAAUCACGGCGUAUAACGUCGCUGACGGAUUUAAUCUGAACCUGCUGUACAGAUUUUUGGAGGAGACUCAUGAAGUUUCACCAAGAUUAUAUGACGAAUGUCUGUACGUCGCGUACACUUUGCCGUUAUUGCCAGGUAAAGGCGGGUUCAGGAUAAAAUCGAACAUAUCCAAGAAAACAGUCGGCGGUAAGACAUUGAUCGAUAAUUUGAUAGAUACUAGUGAACAAAGAGAUCAUCAUUAUGAAUAUUACUCAGGAGUCGAAACUGUAGAAGACGCAAAUAAUAAUUACGAAUUAGAAACCAAUGGGGGAAACAAUAGUACGAGCCAAGAUACUGUUACUGUCCCGGAUCAUUUACCCAAUCCAGUGGGUCAACAGGAUUCUUUCAAUCCUAUGGAACCACAGUUCUUUGCAGAAGAAACCCCCUUGGAAUUAGAGAAACGAGAAAGAAUCGAAAGAAUGAAUAUGUUAAAGAAAGAAGAGAACGAUGCUGACGAUAACGGUAACAGUAACAGCAUUAAUGAUGACGAUGAUGACACUGAAAAUUAUGUGCUCGAAGGCACCGAUCAAUAUUUGAAGUCUUCUCGCUCACCACCAUCAUCCGCAUCAUCAGCAUACACCCCAUCGCCUCCAUCUUCAGCACGUAGGGAUUCUAAUCGUGGCUAUGAAAUGCAGAAAGAUAACGAACAUGAGGGCAAUGAUAGACACGCAGAAAUUUUUAUCUUUCAUUAUGGUGUAAUUGUGUUUUGGAAUUUCACUGAAAUACAAGAGAAAAAUAUACUUGGCGACAUAACGUUUGCAGAUUACAAAAACUUGAUGAUUCGGCCAUUAGACGAACAAGAUAUCGAAACCGAACAAUUCCACUUCGAAUAUGACAGAGAUACCGAGAGGCCGCGAAUCUUUAACGAUAUUGUCACAUUGCGUUCAGGGGACCAUAUCAUCGAAUUGACACUAUCACAUGCCAUUGCACAAUCCUCCAAAUUAUCAAGAUUUGAAUCCAGAAUUUCGCCAAUUCUAAUAUCUGUCACGAAGCUACCCAAGAGGCUGGCACUAUACGGUACUCUCGGAUUAAAGCGAGAACAAUUGCUGAAAAAGUCAGGGAAGCUAUUCAAACUAAGAGUGGAUGUAAACCUUUCAUCCACUAUAUUGGAUACGCCCGAAUUUUUUUGGUCAUUUGAACCAAGCUUGCAUCCACUGUACGUGGCCAUGAGAGAAUAUUUGGAGAUUGAUCAAAGAGUACAAGUUCUGAAUGAUCGUUGCAAGGUCUUUUUGGAAUUCUUUGACAUCUGUGUUGACUCCGUCGCAGAAAGAAACAUGGCACGUGUUACAUGGUGGUUCAUUCUGGUCAUUUUAUUCGGAGUUAUAUUUUCGCUAGCAGAGAUCUUCGUUCGCUAUAUAAUUAUACAUCGUCAUUCCACUAAAUAG